Messenger RNA from Sander lucioperca (pikeperch), 6200 nucleotides. RefSeq names its product semaphorin-5B-like. The coding region runs from base 348 to 3626 and encodes 1092 amino acids. The transcript is spliced from 23 exons. Gene Ontology annotation, biological process: semaphorin-plexin signaling pathway; axon guidance; positive regulation of cell migration. The record is from RefSeq and is a predicted model, not a curated record. Gene Ontology annotation, molecular function: semaphorin receptor binding; chemorepellent activity. NCBI's taxonomy places the organism in Eukaryota, Metazoa, Chordata, Actinopteri, Perciformes, Percidae.
UCCAGACAUAUGAGACUCAGUCCUGUUCGACAGAUAUUCCCGCAGAGUUUAUCACACAUUUGGUCCACUCUGGCUCUUGACAGCACCCCUACUGGUCUGAAUUAAACCUGUGACUUGCUACUGUUCUCAGAGCCUCAGCAGAGUCUAGACCUCUGGAUAGCGGGCUGCUGUGAGCCUGCACCAUCUCUCUCUGAAACCUGACAACUUAAACCAGCAGCAGGAAUCCCAUGUCAUGAUGAAUCGAACGUGAAAGGAUCUGUGCCACCCGUUUGUCCUCCAGAGCAGUUUGGUGAUGGUGAACAAGUGUUUCCUGAGGACCUGAUAGAAGACUGGAUGUGGUUGUAACUAUGGUUACGUCAGGGUUGGGGGCGUGGGCCCUCUCCGCCUGUGGCCUCAUGCUGGUCAUCUGUUCGUCUGUGUGUCUGUCCCAGCAGCCUCACAUCAAACCAGCAGAGUGUCUUAGAAAGGAACAUCCUGUUGUCUCUUACCAAGCGUUGAGGCCAGGGAUGUCAGAGUUCUCUCAUCCAGGAGUGAAGGAUUUCUCCCAGCUGGCACUAGACCUGAGCAGAAACCAGCUCAUUGUGGGAGCAAGAAACUUUCUCUUCAGACUGACGUUAAGCAACGCCUCGCUCAUACAGGCGACAGAAUGGGCACCCGAUGAAGACACAAAGCGCUCAUGUCAGAGCAAGGGGAAGUCUGAGGAGGAGUGUCAAAACUACAUCCGGGUUUUGUUGAUAAGUGGAACGACGCUCUUCACGUGCGGGACCAAUGCUUUCACCCCAGUCUGCAUAACCAGGCAGAUUGGUAACAUCAGUCAGGUGUUGGACACAGUGAACGGUGUUGCCAGAUGUCCCUAUGACCCGCGCCACAACUCCACCGCCAUGGUAACAGAGAGGGGCGAGUUGUAUGCUGCUACGGUGAUUGACUUCUCAGGACGUGACCCCGUCAUCUACAGGAGCCUGGGCAACAUGCUGCCACUGCGCACUGCCCAGUACAACUCCAAAUGGCUCAACGAGCCUAAUUUUGUGUCUGUUUAUGAGAUUGGUCGGUUUGCCUACUUCUUCCUGAGAGAAACCGCAGUUGAAAACGACUGUGGGAAGAUAGUUUUCUCACGCGUGGCCCGGGUCUGUAAGAACGAUAUGGGUGGACGUUUCCUUUUGGAGGACACCUGGACCACCUUCAUGAAGGCCCGACUCAACUGCUCACGCUCAGGAGAAAUCCCCUUUUACUACAACGAGCUGCAGAGCACCUUUUACUUACCAGAGCAGGACCUGAUCUAUGGUAUCUUUACCACUAAUGUGAACAGUAUAUCAGCUUCUGCUGUCUGUGCCUACAAUCUGAGCUCCAUCACCCAGGCCUUCAAUGGACCCUUUCGCUACCAGGAGAACCCCCGCACUGCCUGGCUUUCCACCCCAAACCCCAUACCCAAUUUUCAGUGUGGCACACUGGAGGAGGGAGGCCCCGGUGGGAACCUGACAGAGCGCAGCCUCCAGGAUGCCCAGCGACUCGUCCUCAUGAAUGAUGUGGUCCAGCCGAUCACCAUCAACCCUCUGCUCACCCAGGACAACCUGCGCUUCUCCAAGCUGGUGGUGGACAUCGUGCAGGGCCGAGACACCCUCUACCAUGUCAUGUACAUCGGCACCGAAUACGGCACCAUCCUAAAGGCUCUCUCCACAACCAAUAAAAGCCUUCAAGGCUGCUACCUGGAGGAGCUCAGGCUCCUCCCUCAAGGGCAUAUCGGACCAAUCAAGAGCCUCCAAAUCCUCCACAGUGACAGAUCUUUGAUUGUUGGGCUUGAUGACAGGCUGGUGAAGAUCCCAUUGGAGCGCUGCUUCAGCCAUCCAACUGAACGUCAUUGCAUGGAAGCUCGGGACCCUUACUGCGGCUGGGAUCACAAACAGAAGCGCUGCACCACCAUCGAGGAGAGCUCCAACAUGAACCAGUGGACUCAAAACAUUACUGAGUGCCCAGUGAGGAACCUGACACAGGAUGGCGGUUUUGGUCCUUGGGCUCCAUGGCAACCUUGUAACCACGAUGACGGCGAGGGCUCCAUCAGCAGCUGUGUGUGUAGGUCCCGCUCUUGUGACGGACCUUUAGCCCAAUGUGGUGGGGUUGAAUGUAAAGGCGCAACUAUCCAGGUGGCAAACUGUUCCAGGAAUGGCGGCUGGACUCCCUGGUCUUCAUGGGGCCAGUGCAGCAGCAGUUGUGGUAUUGGAUUUGAAGUGAGGCAGCGAUCCUGCAACAACCCCUCGCCUCGCCACGGUGGUCGAAUCUGUGUUGGCCAGGGUCGAGAGGAGAGGCUGUGCAAUGAGAAAAAGCCCUGUCCCCUGCCUGUGUUGUGGACAGGGUGGGGCCCCUGGGCACACUGCAGUGCUGAAUGUGGAGGGGGGGUCCACUCCAGGACCAGAUCCUGUGAGAAUGGCAAUAGCUGUCCUGGAUGUUCCAUGGAGUAUAAGGCCUGUAAUCUGGAGGCCUGCCCUGAAGUGCGGCGCAACACCCCCUGGACCCCCUGGAUGCCAGUCAACGUCAGUCAAGAUGGGUCAAGGCAAGAGCAGAGAUUCAGGUACACCUGCCGGGCGCUUCUCCCCGACCCCCAGCAGCUCCAGCUGGGCAAGAAGAAGAUGGAGACCCGGUUCUGUCCCAAUGAUGGGUCUGGAGCCUGCCAGACUGACUCUCUGGUUGAAGACUUGGUGAAGACUAGUGGGCGAACUCUGUCCCAGCCCCAAGGUGUGCGCUGGGAUUCGUGGGAAACAUGGUCCAGCUGUUCUCAGCAGUGUUCCAGAGGCUUCCGAACCCGGAAACGUAGCUGCUCAACAGCAGAGGGUAGGACGAACCCCAACGCCUGCGUAGGAUCCCCGGUGGAGUAUCAGGAUUGCAACACUCGACCGUGCCCAGUGAGUGGAGCCUGGUCUUGCUGGUCCUCCUGGUCCCAGUGCUCGGCCAGCUGUGGGGGCGGACACUACCAGCGGACUCGGACGUGCAGCAACCCACCCCCUGCCAGUGGAGGAGACAUCUGUAUAGGCCUGCACACUGAAGAGGCGCUCUGUAAUACACAUGCCUGUGAAGAUUGGGGUGAAUGGACAGAUUGGGGGGACUGUGAUGACGAGGGUCUGCAGCAUCGCACUCGUCGCUGUGUUGAAGACCGGGAGGCUGAAGCCAGUCUCUGCCAGGGUAACGUCACCCAGUCCAGGCCUUGCCAGCCCCACGAGGUUCCAGUUAUUUUACCCGGACAGGAGGACCAGAGCUGUGGAACCUUUACUUUGUUCCAGUUAGUAGCCGUGGGCUCAGCCAGUUUCUUUGCAGCAGCGUUACUGUCAGCACUGGCCUACACCUACUGCCAUCAACUUAACCGACCGUCAGCGGAGUCAGCAGUUAUCCACCCCAGCACACCCAACCACCUCACCUACAACAAGCAGGACAACGCCACGCCAAAGAAUGAGAAGUACAUCCCCAUGGAGUUUAAGACGCUAAACAAGAACAAUCUCCAUGUGAACGACGAGACGUGCAACCACUUCCCCUCCCCGCUGCCAUCCAGCAAUAUGUUCACCACCACCUACUACCCUCCCAGCCUGAGCAAGUACGACUUCCAUCCGGACUCCCCCUGCAGGACCUACAUGCACAGCUGAGAGGCCAGGCCAGGCUCUUAAAACAAAUCCGACCCUCUUUACUCACCCAUACACCACCAUGAAGUUUUGCCUAGUUCAAAAAAUACAAUAAGAUUUGAUCAACAUUCUCAUGUUCCAGUCAAAUUUGUAGAUCUGUCAAUGAGAUCUUACAGGCUGGCUUCACCCAAAUUACACUUAUCUUUUGUGAUAUCUUGGCAGAUGUAGACAGUUUUUUUUUUUUUUUUUUUUUUUGCCCAGGUGUUGAGAUAUCUGAAUUUAGUUUAUGGUGCCAAAAGAGACUCGAAAUUACACUUCAGUUCAGCAGCUCUUUCCAGAAACAGUGUUUCCUUUACAUCAUGCACAGUUAUUACAUUAUGUGCAGAUUUUCAUGUAUGAGUUGCUACUGCAUGCAUAGAAAUUUAAGGUUAAUAGCAUACACCAUGUGCACCGUAUAUAACGGUUAUACUGUGUUCUUGCCCUUGCAGGAUUUGUCAUUGCAUUUUAUCAGUUACACAGGCUUAAAUAUUCAUAAACUUUAGUGCUGAUAUGGCUGCACCUUGAGUGUCCUUUUUUGUUUUCCACAUAGGAGUUUUUCAAAUACCUGUAUUUUCACAGCUGGCAGGCUUGUUGUUCUCCCAAAUUGUGGGAUGCAUCUGUGUGCAAGCCACAAUGACACAACUGCAGAGGCACAUGCUUCGUUCUCUAAAUCAAACCAGCACCUACAGUACAGCUGCUCCCUUCCUCUUACUUCACCCACCCUGAGGUGCUGUGUUUGUGCUCAGGGCAGUGUGAGAGCAGGGUAGGACCCAGAGCUCCAGGCAUUGAGGUAGACUUCCUGGACAAUGUAUGUACCUGGAUUUCUACCAGACUGAGAAGAGACUCAUCUACUGGUUUUUAUUUUGGGGGGAUUUUCCCUUUCCUCAUUUUCAGCAGGUGGGUUUAAAGGACUCAGUAAUACUGUAUAAUAUUUUUUGCUUGGACAUAUAAGUGUGGGUUGCCAUCGGUAAAGACAAAUGAUGGGUUGUAAGAAACAUCCCCACACGCCAUCCUUCACUUUGUUUGAAUGAAGCGAAGAAAUUAAGAGACUUAAAGAUUUCGAGCUUAUUUGCUUUAAUGUUAAUGUUCAGCCGAAUCCACAACUGAAAACAACACUGACGAGGACAUUUCUGACACACCUCACUAUGUACUGUACAUUGUUAAAAUUCUUGAUUGACUUUUCUGUCAGCAGAUUGUAUGAAUUAUUUGAAGUGUAUUCACAGGUGUUACUGUUUGUAUUUUUAUCUCCUGAAACAAAAUGAUUUGAUUUUGUAAACAUAGGGCAUUUUUUUGUCAGUCACACUCAUAUUUUCCGGAUGUUAUUGCAUUAAGGUUAUUGUUCAAAAAUCACCAGAUAUAAACCUGUAUUUUUCAGAGCCUCUCACCAGAGCAUGAACACACCAUAAAUGAGCCGCAAACUUCAGCUGCAGUGCCAUGCAACAAAAAGGUAACUCAACAAUGUGUAUAACUGUGAUGGAUUAACUUGCUCAAGCAUGUUUCAAGUCUCUACAUUUUGUUUUUAUAGUGUACUGAAAUGAAUAGGAAACAAUGGCUGCCCAAAGGCAGGAAAAACAUCUAUAAGACUUUUGUAUGUAGAAAAUGUCCGGCAGCAAUGUAAUAAGUUAAAACUUUGAGAUUUUCUUUUGAUAAAAUGCACUGUUUUUGUCAGUUAAGGAAAGCAUGGUGGACUAUAACUAUUUGUAUUCUUAAAUUUCUAAAUACAAAUAAUAAUGUGCAAAUUUGGAGAAAACAUAAUUUGGCUCUCACAGUCCAAAAACAUGAAGGUUAUUGUGAGUGUGGAUGACUGCCUGGCUAUAUGUGUUGUGUAUAAGGUAACAUUACUGGUGCUUGUAUAAAUAUGUUUUUUUUCCACAUUUCUGUGGAUUAUGAAGGCAUUAUGCUUGCAAGUGUUUUUACAUGCUCCCCUGAUACAAAUUCAGUAAUGCCUUCUUUUAGGGGUCAGUCAUUUCAGAAGAAUUUCCAAGAAGUAUCCUGGAAAAGAGCAUUGUUAUUUGGAACAAAUUAUAGGGAAAUGUAUUUGAUUGACACGCUUCAUUUAAAGCAUGCGAUGCCUUCUUUACAGGAAACUUCUUGGAAAUGAUUCUUAAGUUACUGACGUAAAAUGAAACCGUUACGCAAGCUCUACUGCUGAAAUAGUAGUAGGCUAUACAGUAUUUAAGUUAGUUCAUGCUGUAAAAUGUGUAUUGCAUAUCUUAUGUUUCUAAAUUGUAAAUACCAAGAAAUGGAUUCAGGUGUUUCUCACCAAUAGCAGUGUGAUGUAGCAUGAAACAAACAGCCCUGAUAAUAUGUGUUCACGUUUGGGUGCUUGCGUACAUGUGGCUGCAUGCACUGACACUCUUACAUGAAUAUACAUACUGUAUAAUGUACAUGUUUGUGUAAAUUGUACAAAUAUAUGUAUUUGGCCUAGACAAUGGAAAUAUUCAUUUUUAAUGGAGCAUCCUCAUCUGUGCUGUGACAGAAAAGGUUUUGGAUUUAACAACCAUUGUCAACGGAUACCUAAAUGGAUUUGACUUGCUCCCAAAAUACACUUCUCCUGUU